Messenger RNA from Pseudopodoces humilis (Tibetan ground-tit), 915 nucleotides. RefSeq names its product carbohydrate sulfotransferase 8-like. The record is from RefSeq and is a predicted model, not a curated record. Gene Ontology annotation, molecular function: sulfotransferase activity. NCBI's taxonomy places the organism in Eukaryota, Metazoa, Chordata, Aves, Passeriformes, Paridae. Gene Ontology annotation, biological process: carbohydrate biosynthetic process; dermatan sulfate proteoglycan metabolic process. Gene Ontology annotation, cellular component: membrane.
AUGCGCUUCCUUCCCCGCCUCGGCCUCUCGGCCGCCCUGGCCAUCGCCGCCUUCCUCAGCUGGAGGCUGCUGCUCCAGACCCCGGCCCACAGGCGCGGAGGUGACCUGGCCCCCAAGGCAGAGGAGGGCUUCACUGUGACACUGGACACCUUCCUUCACGUCCAGCAGCUCAGGAAGAGGAGACUGAGAGCUUUCUGUAGCCAAGCAGGCAAAGUUGCCACACUGGCGAGCAGCCAGGACGAGAAAGCCCCCCUGCUCCCGAGUCUGAGGGUGAACACCAAGCUGGACUUCCUGUACUGCCAAGUGCCGUCAACAGGGGUGGAGGAAUGGCAUCAGCUUUUGGAAAAGCUAGAGGAGGAAAAUGUGACGCUGCCAGUGCCGCUCCCCUACCGCCGGCUGCACGCUAAGGAGACACAGCUGAGCAUGUUCAACCAGACGGAGGUAAAGGCCAUUCUGGGGUCUUACACCAAAGUGCUGUUUGUCAGGGACCCUUUCCACAGGCUGAUCACCACGUUCCUGCAAGGCAUGGGCAUCAGCUCAUCCUUCAGCAGCUUUGUCCAGGAAGUUCUAGACAGUGGAAUGCAAAAUGGCAGCACGGCUUGGAAACCACUGGUCAGCCUGUGCCGGCCCUGCCUCAUCCAGUAUGACUACGUGGUGAUGUUUGGCUUCCUUAGGCAGGAGCUGGGCCACCUGCUGCACCAGGCUGGGCUGCCUGCAGGCAGCCUCCCCCCCGAGCUCACUGACAGCCAGGUGCAGUGGACCUACAGGUGGUUGUCAGAGCAGAUGUUCAGUGAGCUGUCUGCCCAGCAGAAGAAGCAGCUGUCUCAUUUCUACCGCUGGGACCUUGCUGCUUUCCCAUUUUCUAGCAGUUUCCUGUCAGACCGCCCCAGCACCACGAAGACCUGGGAGAAAUAG